AUGCUGAUAGCUGAUGUUUCUGCCACAGUGGAAAAUUUGGCAAUCUUAGUUAACAAGAAGUCCAAUGAGUUGGCUAAGUUGCAGCAGGAGUAUCAAGAGAAGCUAGAAAUUCUUAAUAAGUACAUUGGAAAGAUUGAGGAUGCAGAGAAAUGUGAAGAUUCAACCAGACUGGAAGUUUCAAAGAAAGAUUCAAAUAGUUUAGAGAAUUCCCAGAUCUCCCAGUUGAAGAAACUGGAAUCGGAAAGUUUGCUUCAAGAUGAAUCCUUAGAGUCUCAAAAUUCCCAAAUUCUACAUCUAAUAUCAUCCCCAGUAUGCUGUCCAAAUUGUCUGGAAAAGUUCUAUGACUUGUCAAGCAAGAGUGAGUUUGUUCUAAUACCUAGGAAUAAGGUUCACUUGCUACAGAACCAGAAAGCGAAUCAUAUCAUCGAGAAUGUGCAACAAAGCAUUGGAGAUCUACAGAUUUCUGAACUACCCAAGAAGCUGCAUGGCAAGCUGAAGAAGACAUGCUCAUAUUGCAAGAAGCCGGGACAUUCCAGAGCCAGAUGCUUCACUCGCUUGAGCAGAGAUCCCAGUGAGCCAAAAUCUUUGGAAGAAGACUGA
Molecule: messenger RNA, 600 nt
Organism: Sungouiella intermedia
Lineage: Eukaryota; Fungi; Ascomycota; Pichiomycetes; Serinales; Metschnikowiaceae
Source: the annotation of a GenBank genome assembly